GCGUUUCACUCCACACCACACUUUUAAAUUUUUAAUAUGAACCACAGACAUCUAUGUCAAGCUUGACAACACCCACAGCUAGCCACCUGACUGAGGAAUCAAUAUUCAGCACAGUUUAUCUGCUGAACCCAGCAAAGGGUUGUAAGGUUUCAAGCUAGAUGGAACUCCUUUUCCUUUGAUAUGUGAUUUGAUACAACAUUGCUUCCUCUGCCCUUUCCUCCAAUGGCUAACAUAGGAGCAUAUGUUCUCUUUAUUUACUGUUUCACACUGUUCAUGGAGCCUGACUAUUCCAAAAGUAACACAUUAGUAAUUGGCCAACAGCUCAAAGACGGUCAGUAUUUGGCUUCUGCUUCAGGGAACUACAAGUUAGGAUUCUUUAGUGGCAGUGGAAGAAAACGUCAUGUGGGAAUAUGGCAUAAACAAGCGGAUGCAGGUAAAGCCAGAACAAAUCAGAAGCUGGUUUUAGAUAUAGACUAUAGAAGAAACGGCUUCCUAAGAAACAUAUGGAGAGAACAAGCUAAUGUGAGAAAGAAGCCACAACCAGUGUGGGUUGCAAAUCGAGACUCCCCACUCUAUGAAAAUUCUGGAAUUCUUACAAUCAGUAAUGAUGGCCACGUGAAAAUCUCACACAAUAGUGGAGAGGACAUUGUACUCUUUUCUGUUCCAUUAGUGAACAAGACAAGUGCUACUCUGCUAGAUUCGGGCAAUUUCGUCGUACAUGAGCCGAAUUCAGAUGGAUCUAUAAAGCAGGUUGUUUCUAACAGCAUGUUUUGUUAAUUUAUUCAAUUUUCAUAAAACAUUACAAUUUACAAGAGUUCCAUGGCAGUUAGGAAACUUUGCUUUCUUCAAUUUAAGUGAGGACCUUCCAGCCUAGCCUUAUCAUAAGCAUGUUUUCAUGAUUAUUUUUAUUCUCUUUGUUGUCAUCAAGUUUGAAUUGUAAGCAGGAAGCAACUGUAUAUCCCAUGUUCUUUUUGUUAAGCUCAAGUUGAUAAUUUUUGGUACCAUAUAUGUUCAUCCAUCUGUACAUUACUUUCUUACACAGGUUUUGUGGCAAAGCUUUGACCAUCCAACCGAUAAACUUCUGCCAGGGAAUGAAACUUGGAAUUAAUACAAAAACUGGGCAUAAAGGGUCACUAACAUCAUGGUCAAGUGACGAAGAUCCUGCGUCAGGCUCCUUCAAACUUGCGAUGGACCCCAAUAACACAAACCAGUUGAUCAUCUGGUUGCAUGAUG
This is a messenger RNA of Quercus robur (English oak), 1233 nucleotides long. Its product is annotated as G-type lectin S-receptor-like serine/threonine-protein kinase At1g67520. NCBI's taxonomy places the organism in Eukaryota, Viridiplantae, Streptophyta, Magnoliopsida, Fagales, Fagaceae. The record is from RefSeq and is a predicted model, not a curated record. Bases 223 to 777 code for a protein of 184 amino acids. The transcript has a single exon.